Messenger RNA from Sphaeramia orbicularis (orbiculate cardinalfish), 1811 nucleotides. RefSeq names its product basic proline-rich protein. The record is from RefSeq and is a predicted model, not a curated record. Lineage: Eukaryota; Metazoa; Chordata; Actinopteri; Kurtiformes; Apogonidae. The transcript is spliced from 6 exons. Bases 198 to 782 code for a protein of 194 amino acids.
UUGCCCUCACAAAGAAAUCCCAACCUGGGAUGUAGCCCGUCUUCGCUGACGAGUCCGCCAUUUCCAAGCUCAAAGAAGCUAAAUAAGCUGCAAAGAGAUUUUGUAUCUUUUUUAAUUUUUUGUAAUAUAUAUUUUUAUUUUCAUAGCAACUAGAAAACGGCGUUUUUGCUGAAUCUACCUCACCUGCAGCGGCUAAAAUGGAUGCAGAGACAGAAGACAGUAUGAUAGAAACACAGAUUUCCAAGAAUGAACCUGAAAAACCUGUAUCUGAAAACAAAGGCAGUUUCUUCAGGGGUCGUGGGGCUAGAGGCCGUGGUCGCGGUGGUCGUUUUGUUCGAGGUGGCAUGCGUGGUGGUCGAGGCAUGAUAAAAGGGUUUGGUCCUCCUGGGCACGGCAGGGGUCGAAUGAAGGAUGGCGCCAUGAAUGGACUUGCACCCAUGAGAGGAAUGGGGAGGAUGCGACCAUACCCAGACAUGAGAGGUCAUCGUGGAAGAGGUGGUCCAAUGGGCAUGGGCCCUCCACCACCUCCUCCUCCACCUCCUAUGCACAUGAGAGGUCCCUUCCCUCCCAUGCCCAGGCAUGGACCUCCUCCAGGUCAUCCUGCUUUCAGAGGUCACCCUCCACACCCACGAGGCCGUGGCAUGCCACCCCCUGGGCCUCCUCGCCCCUUCCAUCCCCGAGGCCCAAGAGGCUACCACAAUGGACCGGUCUCUCCUCCGCCUCACCCCCCACCUGGCAGAGGCCAGAGGUGGCCAGGGCCCCCUGGUGGCCGACGCUUUUAACACAGCCUGCCCUAAAAAUAUUAAUCAAGAUCUUUAUGUAGAAGGGGCUUAAAGAGGUGCAGCGAAUGAAAUGCCCCUAAACUAUGUGUUAUACAAAGUUUCUCUGAGUAUCUUUAUGACAUACUCUGUGGCCAAAUGUUUGGAUUUUGAUAUUGUCUUCUGGCAAAGAAAUAGUGUGAAAAUUACAACUGAGGACACACAAAAUGCCUCAUAGCUUAAAAUGAAAAGGCAUUUUUACAUUCUGUUACCUAUGUUGCUAAAGGAAUAUUGUUGGUACUGUAGGAACUAUUUGACAUUUUUGAGUAAAAGUUGUUUCAAUGGGAGGGAAAUUGUUGUCAAAUUCAUUAAAUGUUGUGUGGUUCUUGUGACAGUCACCCUGUAAGCCUUAAGAAACUUUCCUGAUUAUUAUGAUUAAUGACACAUAACAAAUGGGUGACGGUAUAUUUGAAAGGUGGGGGAAAAUGACAGAGUGCACAACAGCCCUCAAGCUCCACAGUUAACUAGUUUAGUAUACCUUGGACCUCCCUAAUCUUUCCUUUUGUUACAUGGAAAUAGUUCUGUAUUCACAAAGCAGUGCUAUAAAUAUUGUUUGACGGAUUCACUUCCACAUUUAUAAAAUGAUAAAAGAAUAUUCCACCUGUCAAGUAUUCAUGAGUAUUUAAUUUUAUAUUUUAUAUCGUUAAUGUGCAGCUAUUUUAAGUUGUGAAUAUUGCUGUUUGGAACGUUCAUGUUUGUCUCCAGCAAUCUAUUGUGUAAUGACAAAAAGGAAGAGGCAUUAUUAAUGAACAUUAUACUGAAAUAUAUUUAGUAGUUUUUAUAAACGAAAGCAAAUUCCAUUAGCAUUUGCUUCACUUAAGGAUAAGAAAUAACUAUUUUACGUUAUUGUGUUUACUUUUUUUGAAGUGUUCUAAAUACUUUAUUCACUGUAAUUAACAUAACUUUUGUGAACCUGUGAAUGUGUUUUAUGAAAACCGUCAAGACAUAUGACAGUGGUAGUGGAGAAAAAAAAUAAAACAAAAAAUAAAUAAA